Paramecium sonneborni is the source of this 1066-nucleotide messenger RNA. The record is from the annotation of a GenBank genome assembly. Lineage: Eukaryota; Ciliophora; Oligohymenophorea; Peniculida; Parameciidae.
AUGCUCAAAAAAUAUCUCUCGUCAUAUUAUUCUAACGAAUAAAUAAGAUCAAAGAAAAUCAAUCUUAAACCGAAAUUAGAUUUUUAAGGAUUUACUAAAGCAAGUAUUAUUAUUGUAAUACAAUAGAAUUCAUUAAUUAAGAUUUAACCUAAAGAACUAUUGAUUAUAGUUCUCCAAAAAUUAAACUUAAUUUAGGUUCAAUUGAAAAUCAAAAUCACAAAAUUAUAAAGCCUUAAAGUAAGUAAACCAAUCUAAGUCUGUAUGCACAAUAAAUAUUAUCUAGUAAUUAAGUAAAUUCAUCUUAGAGAAUAAUAAUCAAUCAUCAAUUGACAAUACUCCUAAGAAAGGAUUAGAUCUACUUAUCACUAAAAGAGAUGAAGCAUAUAAAUAUAGAUCUGUUUCAUAAACUUAAAGAAAUCAAUUAAUUAAACGAUAAUCCAGUGAAGAGAAAUGUAAAUCAAGUGAAAGAAUUAAAGUUAUUGAUGUAUUUAAUUAAAGUCCAAAACAUCAUAAAUAAUCAAGUUCUUAUUAAACCUAUAUAACAAGCAAAGAAAUUAUAAAAGUUAAAUUAAAAUAGCAAUAGUAAAACCAAUAAAAUAAAGAAGCUAAAAUCUCAAUCCAUAUCGUAAAAUAUUUUUUAAUAUUUUAGAAUAAUGCUUAAUAAUAAUAAUAAUGUAUUAAAUAACCAAUUUCUAGUAGACUUAAUGAUUCUAGAGAUAUAUUGUCAUAAAUGAGACGAAACUCAAUUAAUACAUAAAAGAUUAAUCCAGACAAAGAAGCAGUUAUAACACAAAAAAAGAAAUAUUUUUUUAACUCUCCUCAAAAUAAUGAUUCUAUGGGUUUUGAACAUGAUAGCAAGAGCAAUCUUUAAGUUGCACGUAAUCUUAAAAUUGAACUUGAUAAAGUUGAAAACGAAAACAUUCUCGAAUUAUUGUUACUCUCUACAUAAGAAUUAAAUAAUAAAUUUAAGAGGAGUUAACUAAUUCGAAAUGAAUCUGAAGAAAAAAUACCUAUAAAAAUCAGAGUUAGAGCAGGCAAUAAAUUUCCUAAAGACUUUUUUUAAUGA